AUGUUGUUCUCGUUCUGUAUCAUCACAGCUCUGCUUUCCUUAUUCAUUGCCCCCAGCGACGGCCAGGCCGGCCAAUGCCGGCCAUGGACAGUCGACAAAAAGAACCGCAUCUUCGUCCUGACCGACAUCGCCAACGAGCCCGAUGACACCAUGUCUAUGGUCCGACUACUAACCCACUCCGACCUGUACCAUGUGGAGGCCUUAGUGGCCAUUACCUCGUUCUGGCUGCCCAAUGUCACUCGACCGGAUCAGAUCCACACGCUUGUCGAUGCGUACGGUGAAGUCAGGGGCAAUCUCCAAUCACACAGCAACUCCUCGUUUCCAACGACGGAGUACCUGAAGGCCAGGAUAGCGAGUGGCCCGCCUGUCUACGGUUCUCAAGCGAUCAGCGAGCUGGAAGCGGGCGGGAACCUUACGUCCGGCGCACAAAUGCUGGUAGAGACUGUCGACGCGAGUAGCGAUCCUUUGUACGUCCAGAUCUGGGGUGGUUCCAACACGCUUGCCACCGCGUUGUGGUACGUGAAUCGCACUCGCUCUGCCGACGAGCUCAGCAGUUUCGUGUCUAAGCUCCGCGUCUAUUCGAUUUCCGAUCAAGACGACACGGGCCCUUGGAUCAGACAACGGUUCCCGGAUAUGCGAUUUAUAGCAAGCAGAGAUGGCUUCAAUCAGUAUGAAACAUCCGCAUGGCGAGGGAUCAGCGGGUCCGUCGACGCAGGAGGUCCCGACGAUACGAUCGUUCACAACGCGUGGCUGCACGAGAACAUCCAACUCGGGCCGCUUGGGAAACAUUAUCCAGAUAUCGCGUUUAUCAUGGAAGGCGAUUCUCCCUCGCUGAUGUACAACUUUCAAAAUGGCCUCGGCAACCCUGAGUACCCAAGCUGGGGCAGCUGGGGAGGGCGCUAUGUGGAAAAUCCUCUACACAGCACCUCGCAGUUCGCCGACGCAGUCGAUGUCGUCGUGGGGCUUAACAACGAGACGUACACCUCGAAUCACGCCACCAUAUGGCGAUGGCGUGAUGCUUUUCAGAACGAGUUCGCCGCGCGCAUUCAGUGGACGCUCGCUCCAAACUCCCGAGCUUCAAACGCAACGCAUCCUCCCAUCGUCGUCGUAAACGGAUCCUGCGGCUCUUCCCACCUUGAAUACAGCGUGAAAGUCGGCGACACGAUCACCCUCGACGCUUCGCCGUCGUACUCUCCGGACUCCAAUGCGGACCUCAGCUUCACCUGGUUCCAGUAUCUCGAACCGUCUUCAUAUCGGGUCACCAACAACGUGCCUGCUCUGAAUUUCACGUAUCCCGGGGGUUCGGGUGGACGCAUAGCGCAGUUCGAGAUUCCGGAGCCGGAAUCUGGGUAUUGUGUGGAUCCGCAGAGUGUCUCUGGCGGCGGUGUUUACAGCGAGGCGAUGAAGUGUACGACGUUGCAUGUCGUUGUUAGGGUGAAGGAUAUGAACGCGAAGUAUCCCAUUGAAAGGUACAGGAGGGUACUGUUGCAUAUGCAACCCUACAGUGGAGUGUGA
Trematosphaeria pertusa is the source of this 1515-nucleotide messenger RNA. Its product is annotated as DUF1593-domain-containing protein. The transcript has a single exon. Lineage: Eukaryota; Fungi; Ascomycota; Dothideomycetes; Pleosporales; Trematosphaeriaceae. Gene Ontology annotation, molecular function: hydrolase activity, hydrolyzing N-glycosyl compounds. The record is from RefSeq and is a predicted model, not a curated record. Bases 1 to 1515 code for a protein of 504 amino acids.